Molecule: messenger RNA, 549 nt
Organism: Arachis stenosperma
Lineage: Eukaryota; Viridiplantae; Streptophyta; Magnoliopsida; Fabales; Fabaceae
Product: protein FAR1-RELATED SEQUENCE 4-like
Exons: 3
Coding region: 1-549 (182 amino acids)
Biological process (GO): regulation of DNA-templated transcription
Source: RefSeq, a predicted model, not a curated record
AUGGGAGAAAACGCUCCGAAAGGUUUUCUCACCGAUCAGUGUGCAUCAAUAAAAAGGGCUCUAGAGGCCUGUAUGCCAACAACAGUUCACCGGUGGUGUAUUUGGCACAUCAUGAAGAAGAUUCCAAGCAAAUUAAACGGGUACAAGGGACAUGCCGAUAUCGAACAACAAAUGAGCCAUGUUGUUUGGAACUCUCACAGCAAAGACUCAUUCGAUAGGAAUUGGAACGAUUUUCUGGUGAAUGUUGGUCUUGCGGACAACAAGUGGCUUUCAGAUCUGUACGAAGACCGUCACAUAUGGGGAAGUCCAAGCCCAAUUCAGAGGAAAGGCGAAUUGCAUCACCAGAUUAAAGAAUUCCGCUCUAGGCUAUUCAGUAUACGAAGUCGGAGAACAAGUUUCCAGCUCAAUAUUGGACAAGUUCGCGGUUACCUACGACUCAGUUGCAGCCGAGGUAAAAUGCCAAUGCUUAUUAUUCGAGUCGAGAGGGAUACUGUGCCGUCACGCACUAAGCGUGUUAAGCUUCGAACAAGUAAGCCAAGUGUCCCCUAG